AUGAGCACGCCUAAUGACAAUUACGCCAUUCAUAAAGUUUCUCUCAAACGUACACGGCAGGCGUGUGGACCAUGCCGUCGCAAAAAGGCUCGUUGCCCCGGUGAGAAGCCUGCAUGCUCAACAUGUCAGCGAUUGGGACAGCGUUGCUCCUACGGGACACAGAUGGCUACUCGCAGUCAAAAUCAAAGAUCCGCCAAUCAUGGUGAUGGGUAUAGCUCUGAAGGCUCAGAUCAACCCAAGGCUUCCGGUGCACGUCUUCAAAGCAUAGAGCAACGGCUUGAAGAGAUAUCAUCUCUCAUUAAAGAGCGACUACCCGAGAGGAGCUCCCAGGUUGAAGGGUUGGAUGGGAACCUGCCGACCCAUGAAUACAAUGCUCAGGGUGAUUUAGCCCCGACCCCAGAACAGGUCCACCGGGACUUUGCGUCGAACUCUCCAUUAUCAAUACCUCUCAUUGAGUCUGAGGUGCAGGUGUAUCUGAACGACUUUCAUGAUCAGCCCUAUUGCGUAUUCGACAGGCAGUGGCUUCUGGAAAACAAAAUUGCCCUCCCACAAGAAGUCUUAUUUCCAUUGGUAGCUCUAACGCGACGUCUUUCGGCCAACUCGCCAGGUCUACUUGAUGGGUCAGCGGGAAAUCUAUGCGCGGAGCGAGCGUGGCAGAUGCUGUCGAUAAAGUACCGAGAUGGCAAGACGGAUCUUUCCUUCCUGCAAGGCACAUUCCUCGUUGCUCAACUUGACUUUGCUGAUGGCAAUGCUCACAGAGGGUGUCUAUCUGUCGGUAUUGGUGUGCGGAUUAUCCAGUCACAUGGGCUCAAUCAGGGUAGGAAACUUUCCUCACUAGGAGAUUCUGAAGCAGAGGCCUGGCGACGUAUCACUUGGGCAUUCUUCAUUCUCGAUCGCACCUACAACGCGUCCCGAAAUUACUCCAUCUGUCUCUCGGACAAUCACUUCACGCUUUCUUUCCCUCUGUCAUCAACCGAUAACAAUGCCCCUCGUGCAUCUCUACAUGACAAAUCUUCGAAUCAUGAACAGAAGGGCGAUCAGGAUAUCUUAGCUUCUCUUUUGCGACUCUACUCACUAUGGGGUAAAGUGACAGAAUGGGUCUUCGAGCCUCAGGUGCCAAGCACCCUACCACCCUGGCAAAGCGGAUCAGCACUCUCAAUUCUUGAGUCAGAAUGGAUGCAAUUCGAGACACAGUUCGCAGAUAUUCAUCGAUAUUUGAAUGUCGACUUCAAACGACGCGCGCGUGAACAACCCGAUUCUCAUCCAUAUUUAUCGACCUGGCUAUGUGUCCAAUUCCUCUUCCACUCAAUACAGUGUCUACUACACCAUCCUUUCGUGACCAUGGUCAAGCUCCGUCAUAUGAAAGGCAACUUAUCGGCCGCAUUUCUCCAGAAAUCGUUCGAAACCUCGUUGCUUCAUUCACGGUGGAUAGCACGGUUUAUCAAUGAAAUGAGUGAAGUCGGUUUGCGUCUUUGUGAUCCAUUCUUCGGAUAUCUCGCUGCUAUUGCAGCUACCAUUCAACUUGAGCAUACGGGUAACAAGAACCCAAAAAUCGCUCUCUUGGUUAAUAAUGAAUAUCGGGUUCUGGUUGGAUUUAUCACUGAACUGUCUUCUCAGUGGGGGAAUAUGAAGGUCUUGGCUGGCCGAUUGAAUGAAUUGUCCUCGCGACGUCAAAAUUAUGGCUCGUUGUUCUAUAAUCAGGAUGGGUUUUCAGGCGCACUGUCUAGCAUGGCAACGCCGUCUAAUCUUCCGAGGAUGUCGGCUCAGGAUGAGGCUCUCAUGUGGAGUAUCCUUGACCUGACUUCGUUUAACCCUGAAGAGAGCAUCAGGAGAUCACCGUCUACAGCAGAUCUCCGAGCAGAAACUCAAGAUUUGAAGGCGCCGAGUCUGCAAGAAUCGGUUACUGUUGGAAUCAGGCCAGAUUUAGUUGAGGCAGCUACGCCAGAGUGGCCCUUUGAACAACGAGGUACCGGAUUUGGAUCCGGCGUGCCUGAUAUACCAGACUGGAUGAUUUUUGGGGACUUCAUGUCAGAGCAUCUUUGA
Molecule: messenger RNA, 2043 nt
Organism: Penicillium pulvis
Lineage: Eukaryota; Fungi; Ascomycota; Eurotiomycetes; Eurotiales; Aspergillaceae
Product: Zn(II)2Cys6 transcription factor
Exons: 5
Coding region: 1-2043 (680 amino acids)
Biological process (GO): DNA-templated transcription; regulation of DNA-templated transcription
Cellular component (GO): nucleus
Molecular function (GO): DNA-binding transcription factor activity, RNA polymerase II-specific; DNA binding; zinc ion binding
Source: RefSeq, a predicted model, not a curated record